CACACUCUCUUCCUCCCAUCACUCUCCGAUGCAGCUGCGCCAUCUCUCCUUUGUCCACUGAAGAGAGGAAAAAACGACUUGCGACUGAAAGACAGCGAGGGGGGCGCAGGUUGACGUGACCAUCGUCUGCUUCGCCGCAAUCCGAAAUUGCUUCUGUUAUCUACUUGGCUGCAUUUUCUGCCUGAGGUCAGGCUAACGAACCUAGCAGAGGCUCUGUGCCAGUGCAUUAUGAGCCAAGCGAAUGCUAACAAGAGCACACCCGAAUCCGCCGUAGAGUCAAGCCCAGCACAGAAGAAAAUCAAAAUGGAAGACACUAAAUACCUCCCGGAGCUCCUGGCAGAAAAAGACAGCUUGGAUUCCUCGUUCACGCACGCCAUGAAACUAAUCUCUGCAGAGAUCGAGAGGAUCCAGAGAGGCGAAACCAAGAAAGAGCCAGAGAAGGAAACAUAUCUGGACCUGUUUGCUACCAAGAAUCUUAAACUCAAAGAGCGAGUACUCAUUCCCAUCAAGCAGUACCCAAGGGUGAACUUUGUUGGUAAGCUUUUGGGACCUCAGGGUAGCACAAUCAAGAGACUGCAGGAGGACACUGGGGCAAAGAUUUCAGUUCUGGGUAAAGGUUCCAUGAGGGACAAGAAUAAGGAGGAGGAGCUGAGGAAGGGUGGCGAGGCUAAAUAUUCUCACCUGGUCAUGGAGCUUCAUGUGUUCAUUGAGGUGACGGCACCCAUCCCAGAAGCCUAUCUGCGCAUGGCUCAUGCCAUGGAGGAGGUCAAGAAGUUCCUUAUCCCAGAGCCUGGUGAACACGACCCAUACAUGGAUCCUCACUUCCUGAAUGGAUCCCAGGAUGGUUCAGGCAGGGGGCGAGGUGGUCACUUAGGAAGGGGCAGAGGUGGACCACCUGGUGCUGGAGGACCAAGGGGACGAGGAAUGUCACGUGGGGCCAUUCGAGGAGCAAUGCGUGGUGGAGCUCCACGAGGAGGACUAGGACGGGGCAGCGCUCCCAGAGGUGCACCAUCUGGUAGGGGUGGUCCACCUUCUGUUCCUAAUAGAGGAGGCUCAGCUCCCCGCUCUAGACCCCCUGCAGCUGGUGCGCCGAGAAUGCUCCCCUCCUCAGCCCUGUCCCACCAGCAACACCAAGUUCCUCCCUCAGCAUCACAGCCUAAAGCUGAUGCUUAUGAAGACUAUCCUCCAUAUGAAGAAUCCUAUGCAGAGCCUGCCUAUGAAGGAUAUGAUAGUUAUUAUAGUCAGCAGUCUGCACCUGCGGAUACUGAAUAUUAUGAUUAUGGACAUGGGGAAGUCCAGGAUACAUCAUAUGAGCCUUAUGCUCAAGAUGAAUGGGACAACUCAUGGUCCAGCUCCGGGGUUGGAGGCAAAGCCCCCCCAUCCAGGCAGAAGGGAUCGUAUAGAGAGCAUCCCUAUGGAAGAUACUGAACAGCUACUGGUAGAGAGUUGCUUUGGCAACUGUCUCCGAUUGUAACUCGCUUAACUUUUCAAAAGUAAUUUUCCUCCCAUUUGUUCCCUUUUUUAUGCUUUAUUUUAUUUUAUUUUUUGUUUUUUAAAAAACUUAGUAGAGAUGUUUUGUUGGAUGUAUCAUAGAGUGCCAGGGGAAAAACUUGAAUGCAAGGUUUUUUUCAUUGUUUAUCUGCUUCCACUUAAUGCUUGUUUCAGUUGCGUAGUUGGCAGUCAAGGUCCUAGUGACAUAAACCUUAGCAGAGGAACAGGAGUGACAUUUUAGUAAUGGUUAUCAGUUCAAUUUCAGCGAUUGUGGCGAUAAACUCUUCUCUCAUAGGCUGCAUUUUAAAAGUCCUUCAUGACUGGACAAAAAUUCCCAGAUUCAUAAUGCCUCAAUGUAACUUGACCAUAAUUAGAAAUAGAUUUAGUUGCAAACUCAAACACAGCCCUGAACCGUUUAGAUUAAAAACAAGUAUUAUCAUAUGUUUGUUUAUAUCACAAUACACAUCUUGUAUUGUGUGACGUUAUAGGAUCUCCUAAAACUAUUACGCUACCACUAAUACAUUUGACAAAGAAAAAUGCCUCUAUUUUUCCCACUCAUUACAAUUGUAAUAUUAUGAUCUGUUGUGCUAUUACUUGCAAAAUCAUCACUGAUGUUAGACUAAUUCUUGUAAAGCUUGAAGGAUUAAUAAUCCUUACUGUGUGUAAGGAAGGCUGCAGCCAACUCAAUAUUUUGUACAUAACCUUAGGACAAUUGUGUAUGCUAUAAGUCGUGCCGUCUCCAAAAUGCAUAAUGCUUGUGUACCUUUGGCUAAAUAGGAUCCUAAAUAUAUCCCAAAAUGUUUUUCUGCAGUGCGUGUUUCAAUAAAGUUUCUAGUUUCUUUUUAAUCAA
Toxotes jaculatrix (banded archerfish) is the source of this 2341-nucleotide messenger RNA. Its product is annotated as KH domain-containing, RNA-binding, signal transduction-associated protein 1-like. The transcript has 9 exons. Gene Ontology annotation, cellular component: nucleus. Lineage: Eukaryota; Metazoa; Chordata; Actinopteri; Toxotidae. Bases 229 to 1428 code for a protein of 399 amino acids. Gene Ontology annotation, biological process: regulation of alternative mRNA splicing, via spliceosome. The record is from RefSeq and is a predicted model, not a curated record. Gene Ontology annotation, molecular function: mRNA binding; poly(A) binding.